Petromyzon marinus (sea lamprey) is the source of this 1618-nucleotide messenger RNA. NCBI's taxonomy places the organism in Eukaryota, Metazoa, Chordata, Hyperoartia, Petromyzontiformes, Petromyzontidae. The record is from RefSeq and is a predicted model, not a curated record.
GUGCGUGUGUGCAGGUAAAGUUGAGAGCCAGUCACUGCUGGUAUCAAUGGGCGCAUCACUCGCUCCCAAUGCAGCAGCAGAGCUCGCCUCUCACACCAGCGCGCUGUCGAGCCACAGUUCCGCGGGCAUCAUGGCGGCCGCGGCAGCGUCUGGCCUGCACAUCAGCAGCCCGGCGCUUUGCUCCACAGCUCCCGCAGUCAACACCCAGCCCGUGGUACCGGAGCCCCUCUACGGGAGCCACCCGGGCGUGGGCAUGAGCGGGGGCCUAGGCUGUGGGCCCAGCCCGGCCACGGCCUUCUCCUCCUCCUCCGCCUCCUCCUCCUCGGCCUCCUCCUCCUCCACGCUGGGCCCCUCGCAGCACCCGGCCCUCAACAGCAGCUCCACGGCCUCCAUCUCCUCGUCCGUCAACUCCUCCUCGUCCUGCUCCUCCUCCUCCUCCUCCUCCGCCGCCGUCUCCGCCGUCAACUCGUCGCUCUCCUCGGCGGGGAGGCAGCCUGCGGCCGCCACGUCCGGCAAGGCCCCCCCAAAUCUGCCGCCCGGAGUGCCCCCAAUGCUGCCCAACCAGUACAUCAUGGGUCCUGGGGGUCUACUGCCGGCCUACCCGCCUCAGAUCUACGGCUAUGAUGAGCUGCAGAUGAUCCAGGCGAGAAUGCCCAUCGACUACUAUGGGAUGGCGUUCACUCCAAUGCUGUCCAGUCGGGAGGCCACUCUCCCUGGCUCCUCCUACACAGGCGAGGCGACCAAAUUUGGGCGUGGCGAGGCCCAAUCCCCGUCUCCUGCCCUGAGCCUCGCCCAGGCCCAGGCUCAGGCCCAGGCCCAGCAGCAGCAACAGCAGCAGCAGCAGCAGCAGCAGAACGCCCCGGGCCAACCGGGCAGCCACGUGGCUGCCCAGCAAGGCUUCCCUCCACCGCCGCCCCCGGCACUGCCCCCGGGCUACAGCUACACCGGCCUUCCCUACUACGCGGCGGCCGCGGCCGCGGCGGCCGCGGCCGCGGCCGCGGCCAACGCCGGCGUCCCCGGAGGGUUCCAGUACGCGGCAGGGCCUCCCGUGUUCACGCUGCCCGCAUCCUCUGCCAAGCAGCACGGCGUCGGAGUGAACGCAGCCUCAACAGCGGCCUUCCAGCAGCCUGGGGCCUACAGCUCCCACGCCUACGGCGGAGGCUAUGAGGAGAUGGCCCAGGCCUCAAGUGCGGCCGAGUACGCCAAGUCCGGCUAUGGAGGAGGUGGUGGCGGAGGAGGUGGUGGCGGAGGAGGUGGAGUCCAACCACAGAAGCAAGGAUCUGCUCCAGGCAAGGGAGUUUCCGUGGCGUCCAGUAACUCGGGUGUGCCUGACAUUUCAGGUUCUGUGUACAGCAAAACACAGGUGGCGUUUGACAAACAGGGCAGCUUUCACGCCGGGACUCCGCCUCCCUUCAGCUUGCCCUCGGCACUCGGCGGCUCCGGCGCCCUCAGCGCUCCGGGCGGGCCGGCCUAUGGCCCGGCCUACAUGGCCAUCCUACCACCACCACCACCACCACAGGCCCAGCUGCACUCACACAUGGACUCGCAGGUGAGGUCAGACAGUCACCGCUCUAUCUCAUGGACACCCAGCCAGGUGAGAUGAGUCUCACCACGCACG